Molecule: messenger RNA, 4601 nt
Organism: Pristis pectinata (smalltooth sawfish)
Lineage: Eukaryota; Metazoa; Chordata; Chondrichthyes; Rhinopristiformes; Pristidae
Gene: il1rapl1b
Product: interleukin 1 receptor accessory protein-like 1b
Exons: 13
Coding region: 1255-3414 (719 amino acids)
Biological process (GO): signal transduction; negative regulation of exocytosis
Source: RefSeq, a predicted model, not a curated record
CUCACAUUUACCUCCCGUAAUGAGUGGCAGGUUUUGACGACUCCCUCUCUCUUCACAGACUGCGCCUCUGUGGCAGAGUCUGUAAACAGAACGGAUUUCCCUACUGAGAGCCCUUUCAUCUCGUGAAUGCCACUUCAUCGAAAUUCUGAUCGCAUUUAUUUUCGGUCUAUAGCGGCCUCUUGGCUCAUCUACAGCAGCGAGGAAACUUUUCCGAGGGACUUCACGCUGUGGCGACCCCGUUGUAUCUGGGGAGGGUGGGCAGAUAUGUGGACAGGAGUGGUUAUUUAAAAUGUGUUGAAAGCAAACCUAGUUAAAGAAUUAAGAGUGCAUGUAUUAUCUGGUGAAAAGCCUCUCCAUUCAAGGCUCGGUGAGAUUCACCCGACGAGUCUUCAGUUUAUUGCAGCUGUACUGAACGGUGCUCGGCGUCAUUGGCCUCCGGAACCUCCAAUGGGCGGCAGUCAGUGUGCAGUCGCUGGAAGCGUUUUGUCAUUUAGCCGGAGUUCUGUACGGGGACCUUUUUAAAAUGUAGGAUUUUUUCUUUUGCACUCUGCAGCUCAGAAAGAUAUUGGUGAUUAAUCAACGAUUGCACAUCUGGCAGCGGCUGUCCGUUCCAUUGAAAAUUAGGAUUUUUUGAACAGCGACGGGUGCAAGGACCUGGGAGACACUGUUGCACCGCGGGAGCACGGUGCAUUCUCGCUGUAGUGGGAGCGGAAAAUACGGAAUCUGCUUUUGCAGCGUACAUGUGCAUAUACAUAUUUUAUUCGCUUCCUUUUUCGUGCUUCUGGAACGUGCAGUCGUAUCAUGGGAUGGUCGAAAAGGAGAAUGCACCUUCCCUUCUGCCGUCGCGACGCCCUGUCAUAGAGCUUGCGGACUUGUCUCUGUAAGUCUGUCACUGUCUCGCAGUCCAUCUCUUCCCAACACUUGGGUCGCGCUUACUGCGACUAAACUGGGCACUUCCAGGACAAAUACGCCUGUGAUUUCGAGAGGGGAAAGGCAAGUGCCUGUGGAAGUAUCUGCCUGCGAUGAAUGUGGCCCGUUUGUGAAGGGGCUUCUCGGUAUUUUAAAGAGCGAGGUUGGAGGAGAGGCGCUGGAAUGAUCAAAGGUAUCAUUUACUGACAUCGGGACCGGCGCAUCAUUUCACCAGGCUCUUUGGUUCUCAUGACACCAUAUUGGCUUGUGUAUGACCCAAAUCAAAGGAGUUAAAAUGGUUGAAAACCAACACAGGAGAUGCAGCGCUGAAAUUCAAGCUGGAAAAUGAAAGUUCCCAUUCAGUUAAUGGUGUUCUUAUAUACAUCCACUGUUCAAAGCCUGAAGAUUGUGUCCAAACGAGGCUCAGCUGAUGGAUGUACUGAUUGGUCCGUGGAUUACAAGAAGUAUCAAGUCCUUAUGGGAGAACCAGUUCGAGUGAAGUGUGCGUUAUUUUACGGAUACAUCAGGGCCAACUACACCUUAGCUCAGAGUUCAGGACUGAGCUUGAUGUGGUACAAAAGCAAUGGGCACGGGGACUUUGAAGAGCCCAUACCAUUUGAUGGAAUUAGAAUGAGCAAAGAGGAGGAUUCCAUUUGGUUUCGUCCAACGGAACUCCAGGACGGUGGACUUUUUUCCUGUGUACUAAGAAAUGCCACGUACUGCAUGAAGGUUUCAAUGUCACUGAUUGUAGCUGAAAAUGAUACAGGCCUCUGCUACAAUGCAAGAAUGAAAUACUUUGAAAAAGCUGAACUCAGUAAAAGCAAGGAGAUUACAUGUCCAGAUAUUGAGGAUUUCACCCUCCCAGACAGUGAGCCUGUAGUAUGGUAUAAGGAAUGCAAGCCAAAGGCCUGGCGACAAUCUGUCAUCCAAAAGGGGGACACUCUUCUGAUUCGUGAGGUUACGGAAGAUGACGUUGGAAAUUACACAUGCGAACUCAAGUUUGGGGACUUUGUGGUAAGAAGAACGACGGAGUUGGCGGUUACAGCUCCAAUAACAGAUAAACCGCCCAAGCUACUCUACCCUUUAGAAAACAGGCUAAACCCUGUGGAGGCACAGCUUGGCAUCGUUGCCAAUCUCACUUGCAGAGCAUUUUUUGGCUACGGUGGAGAGGUCAGCCCCAUAAUCUACUGGAUGAAGGGAGAGAAGUUUAUUGAAGACCUUGAUGAUAACCACGCCAGAGAAAGCGACAUGAGAGUUCUCAGGGAGCAUCUCGGGGAGAAGGAAGUUUCCAUUUCUCUACUCAUUGACUCUGUGCAGGAUGGAGACCUGGGAAACUAUUCUUGCUAUGUUGAAAAUGGGAAUGGACGAAGACAAGCAAGCAUUCUUCUUCAGAAAAGAGAGCUGAUGUACACUGUGGAACUUGCAGGAGGACUGGGGGCUAUCCUUUUACUGCUGAUCUGUCUGGUGACUGUGUACAAAUGUUAUAAGAUAGAUAUCAUGUUAUUUUAUCGCAAUCAUUUUGGAUCAGAUGACCUAGAUGGAGAGAAUAAAGAUUAUGAUGCAUACCUGUCAUACACCAAAGUGGAUCCUGACCAGUGGAGCCAAGAAACUACAGAGGAAGAACGUUUUGCUCUGGAGAUCUUACCAGACGUGCUAGAGAAACAUUAUGGGUACAAACUGUUCAUCCCCGAUAGGGAUUUAAUUCCAACUGGAAUAUGGGCUGAGUCGCAAUCAUGUGCUACACAACACUCUCCGUGCCCCACUAUAAUCGGAUGGGAGAACACAUAUGUUGAAGAUGUGGCACGAUGCAUUGAUCAGAGCAAGAGACUAAUUAUCGUUCUGACCCCAAACUAUGUCAUAAGGAGAGGUUGGAGUAUCUUUGAACUGGAAAACAGACUGCGCAACAUGUUGGUCGCAGGUGAAAUUAAAGUGAUACUUAUCGAAUGCAGUGAACUUCGAGGAAUUAUAAACUAUCAGGAGAUCGAGGCUCUCAAAGACACCAUCAAACUUCUUACGGUUAUCAAAUGGAAUGGACCUAAGUGCAACAAACUGGAUUCCAAGUUUUGGAAACGUUUACAGUAUGAGAUGCCCUUCAAGAGGAUAGAGCCGAUCUCCAAUGAGCAGGUUUUGGAUGCUAGCGAGCAGGGCCCAUUUGGGGAACUGCAGACAGUGUCUGCCAUCUCCAUGGCAGCAGCAACCUCCACUGCUCUGGCCACCGCUCAUCCGGACCUACGCUCCACCUUCCACAACACCUACCACACGCAGAUGCGGCACAAGCAUUACUAUCGGAGCUACGAAUACGAUGUACCUCCAACCAGUGGCAUCAUGCCCUUUACCUCAUUGGGUAAUCAACACACAUACUGCAACAUCCCCAUGACACUUAUUAACGGCCAGAGGCCCCAUAAUAAAAUAAACAAGGAGCAAACUCCAGAUGAGGUUCACACAAACAGUGCAGUAUUACCACUGCUGCCAAGGGAGACCAGUGUGUCCAGUGUCAUUUGGUAACAACCAAUGGGGUAGUUUGAUCCCCAUCAGGUGACACAGUCUGGUGCCUGGGACCAUGGCCUUGACUGCUGCUGUUAUACAAAAAGAAAUAUGAAACACAGGGUCUUGUAGAUAAAUAAUUUGUUUGUAACAUCAGAGUCUUCCUGUUCUAUUCUUGCCUCUCACUAUUACAUUUAUGAUUGUUUUCUAUGUUCUAUGUUAUUAGAACUGAUACUGGAAUUUUUAAGGGGACUGGCAAGCAUAUCCAUGUCACAUAAAGAAAAAAAUAGACAUGCUUUUUUCAUUAUUAAUGUAGAUGGAAAUGGCUUGGUUUUGACUUUUUACUGGGAUGCUUUUGCAAGGUUAUGUGAUCAAAUGUGUGAGUUUUUUUUCCAGUUUUCAUUCCAGAUAAAGGAUAAUUAUAUAAAGCCACAGUCAGUUUCCUGAAAUGUGAUUUCUUGAGGGUGUGUGCAUUACUACAUUACAUAUUAAGUCGUAGGCAUUAUAUAUCAAAGACACUGAACUCUAAAGUGUAUAUGGUAGGUGAUGUUUUCACUUCAGUAUCAUAACAGGUCAGUCUGAAGUACACCUUCAAUUUCAGAUGUUCACUGAAAGAACUUACUGAUCAUUAUUGCUGAUGAAAAAUUAUUAAGUAGAAGCUUAAAAGAUGAAGUAGAUAUAGUCCUAGCGCAAACCAUUGAAAGUCAAAAGAUAAUCAUAUUUUUCUUAAUAAUAAAUUCCUAUUAUACUUUCAGAUAUCUAUCAUGACUAGUGUUUAAAAAAGAAUCUGCUGGCAAAAUGAGCUCAUAAUAAUGACUAACAGAGAAGACACAAUAUGACUAUUUGGGUGGAAAAUUAUGCUCUUGUACAACAGUAAAUUAGUCUUCCAAACAUUUGAGAAUAUUGUGCAAGGCUAUGUUGCACUUUUCACAGGAAAAUGCACUUGAUGAAAGCUUUUUAACUUUGACAUCAGUGCACAAUGCCCAGAAAAAUGAGAAAAAGUAUAGUUAAUACAUUUUUUUUGCUUAAAUGCUUUGUUUAAAGAUGGUUAGGGCCAUUUCUACCUCUACAAUAAUAAAUGAUAUUUCAGAAGAAAAAAAACUUGGUUUUUUUGUGUUUUUGCUGCAGCUAUUACCAUUAGUUUUCAAAUGGUCAUAUUAUACUGAGCAUUAGAGCAAGAUCAUUAUUUUUAUUGUGUUUCCACACUG